Molecule: messenger RNA, 2592 nt
Organism: Anolis sagrei ordinatus
Lineage: Eukaryota; Metazoa; Chordata; Lepidosauria; Squamata; Anolidae
Product: polyunsaturated fatty acid lipoxygenase ALOX15B-like
Biological process (GO): lipoxygenase pathway; hepoxilin biosynthetic process; arachidonate metabolic process
Molecular function (GO): iron ion binding; protein binding; oxidoreductase activity, acting on single donors with incorporation of molecular oxygen, incorporation of two atoms of oxygen
Source: RefSeq, a predicted model, not a curated record
UCCCAAGAGGAAGAGAAGAAGGGAAAGGGAAGCAGAGAGAAAGCCAAGCGGAGUGGAGCAAGUUUGGAAAGGCAGGAGGAGAGAGAGAGCGAGAGGGAGCGCCUUUUGCACGUUUGGGACCCGUCCGAGCCUGCUUCUCUGCCUCUGGAUUUGUUGUUUCGAGCGCCCGCCCGCCGCCUCUUUCGGGGGGAAAAGAGAGGGCCAACGCAAUGAGGUUGAAGGCCUUCUGGCGGCUGCAGGAACGCUGGAAGAUCCUGAAUGGAGCCUCCAGAGAUGUCAACAAGACUUUGAAAACAGCGUACAGUUUGGAGCAUUGGAAAAAGGGAGCUUUAUUCAGGAGUCGGUAUCCCAACUCUGUAGCCAUCCAGAAAUGCAAGACGACUACCAGUUUCCCAGGAAAAGGAAGCCCGUCUGUGCCUCUCCAAGAAGACCUGCGGCCUCUGAAGAAUCCAGGAGAAUCCAGGAGGAGCCACCUGGCAAAUAUCAAACGUGGGCAGAUAUUCAAAGGGGUCUACAAAGUCCGUGUGGCCACUGGGGACUUUUUGGGUUCGGGGACCUUCGACACCAUCUCCAUCUCCUUGGUGGGCUCCAAGGGGGAGAGCCCCAAGCUGCUCUUGAACAACAGGGGGAAAGACUUCAUCCCUGGAACGGUGGAUGAGUAUGACAUCUCCAAUGACCAAGACCUGGGCGACUUCUUGAUGAUCCGCCUCCACAAAGACCGUUACCUCUUUUUCCCCGAAGACAGCUGGUAUUGCAGUUUUGUCCAGAUCACAACCCCCCAAGGAGAGACCUACCAUUUCCCAUGCUACCAAUGGAUGGAGGGGUACCGGACCCUGGACUUGAGGGAAGGGACAGCGAAACUGAUCUGUGACGAUGCCGACUCUCCACUACUUCUCCAGCAUCGGUCAGAGGAGCUGAAAUCAAGGCAGGACGCUUACAGGUGGGAUGUAUUUGCUCCUGGGAUGCCUCGGUGCCUGGAGGUGGAAAGCCUGGAAGAGAUGGACACCAACUCGAAGUUCAACUUCACCAAAAUCAGCGGCUUCCUGCUGAAGUCCAAGCUCACCACAUUGGAAUUGAAAUUAAAGGGAUUCAUGAACCGCACAGAGUCUUGGAAGAAGCUGUCAGACAUGCGGAACAUCUUCUGGUUCAACAAGACACCCGUUUCAGAAUAUGUUGCUGAACACUGGGAAGAAGAUACUUUCUUUGGCUACCAAUAUCUGAAUGGUGUCAACCCUGUGGUCAUUGAGAAAUGCACAGAGAUCCCAUCCAAUUUUCCUGUCACUCAGGAAAUGGUUGCUGGGUCCCUUGCAGAGUCUACAACUCUCCAGGAAGAAGUGCAGAAGGGGAACAUCUUCAUUGUGGAUUAUGAGAUCCUGCAAGGCAUCCCAACCAACAUUAUUGAAGGCGAGCGGCAGUAUUUGGCCAUUCCUCUCUGUCUCUUCUACCAGACGCCAACCAGGGACCUCAUCCCCAUUGCGAUCCAGCUCAGCCAAACUCCUGGUCCCGAGAACCCCAUUUUCCUCCCUAGCGACUCCAAGUGGGACUGGAUCCUGGCGAAGAUGUGGGUGCGGAACGCUGAUUUCCACAUCCACCAAAACCUUUCGCACCUCCUGCGGACGCACCUGAUGGCCGAGAUCUUUUCGAUGGCCGCCCUCCGGCAACUGCCCAUGUGCCACCCACUCUUCAAGCUGCUGAUUCCUCACUUGCGAUACACCCUCCAGAUCAACACUUUGGCCCGAGUCAGGCUGAUCAAGGAAGGAGGCAUGAUGGAUAGGGCCACGUCAGCCGGUUACGAAGGGAUUGUUCCUCUGGUGGCCAAGGGGGCUUCCAGGCUGACCUACUCUUCCCUCUGCCUCCCGGAAGACAUUGAAGCCCGUGGAGUCUCUGCAGUGGCCAACUAUUACUACCGGGAUGAUGCCAUGAACGUUUGGGUUGCCAUUGAAAGCUUUGUGAGGGACAUGGUCAGGUACUAUUACUGGAGUGAUGACCGUGUCCAGAACGACCCAGAGCUCCAAGCCUGGAUCCAGGAGGUCUUCAGGGAAGGUUUCCAAAGCAGGGAGAAUUCAGGCGCUCCUUCUUCUCUGGGGACGAGGGAAGAGCUCAUCAAAUUCAUGACAAUGGUGAUUUUCACCUGCUCAGCUCAACAUGCCGCAGUCAACAGUGGACAGUUUGACUUUGGCUCCUGGAUCCCCAAUGUCCCGCCCACCAUGCGGAGACCCCCACCCACCAAGAAGGGGACCGCAAGCUUGGAGAGCAUUCUUAAUAUCCUUCCCCCGGUCAACAUCACCUGCCUUGCCUUGACUUCUCUGUGGCUUCUAAGCAACGAGGUGGGAGAUCGGAGACUAUUGGGACACUUUCCAGAUGAACAUUUCUCCGAGACUGAGCCAAAGCGCCUUAUAAGAGGCUUUCAAAGCCGCCUGGCCAAAAUUUCUCAAGAAAUUAAUGAGAGGAACAAGUCGUUGGCGCUCCCAUAUGAAUAUAUCAAUCCUCUUCGGGUCGAGAACAGCAUCCAGAUCUAGGACUCGGGGGAUGAUGUAUGGAUUUUGUCAUUGCCUGGGCAUGGAUUGCCCUUCAUCCAUCUCCAAGACGCUU